AUGUUUCUCUUUGUUCCAGGGUUGCGACAACGAUCCGGCUCCACUGAUGCACCGAGAAGCGGCGGCUCGGUGAACGAGGCCGGUGUUUUCACCCUCCGUGGCAGGCAAGAGGGCGGACGCCGUGCUAGAAGAACCACGACCAGCACCACCAGUACAACGACGUCCAGCUCGACGUUGAUUUCUCUGUCGGACGAGGUGGCGCAGCCCGCGGCCCUUUUAGCCCCCGAAGAGGACUUAUGGUCUACCAGUUCUUCCGCUACAACCAAUGUUCCAGUCUCCUUAGAUACAGCUGCCGCUUCGUCAAAGCCACCCUUGGAACUGGUGGUGAAACCUCACAGCAAGGUCGUACUGCCAUGCGAGCUCGAGGAACAUUACUCGACGCUAUUGUUGGCCGGAGCAAGGAGCUACAGAAUACGGCCAGCGAGAUGGUUGCACGAGGGAAGUCCGGUAGAUAUGAUUACAAUCAACACGAGAACGGAGAUGAGCGGCACUGGACAUAGAUACAUCGGCGACUCUAUCACGUCGGCGUUGCAUAUAGACAACGUGAGAUUAGAAGACGACGGUAUAUGGGGUUGCACGCUCGAGGACGAUCAGGGAAAGAUACUUUCCGGCCAGCCUGUGAAACUCGUCGUUCUCGAGGCACCCCGUGGGACGUACCUGCUGAUAGAUGAUCGUCGAUUGGACCCGGGCAACCAGUUCGUCCCUGUGAAGGAGGGCUCCGAAUUGACGUUGGAGUGCGCCGCCGAGGGUGGAAACCCGCCGCCUGAUUUAGCAUGGGGGAUGACUCUGUCUCAGGCCACUUUGGAUGGUCCGGAACAACCGCCGGACAAUCUGACCGUGUUGCCUUCCAUGUCUGGCAGACGAAGUAGAGCUCACCUUAAAGUCUUGAGGGGACACCAUAACGCAACCAUUGCCUGCGUCGCUCGUCACGUCACCCUCACCAUACCCAUGAACGCCAGUAUUCUGCUCGACGUCCAAUAUACUCCGUCGUUCGCGAUAACGCGUUUACCUGGUUUUGGAAUUCCGAUCGUCGAGGGGAUGUCUGUCAGCUUGAAAUGCGAGGUGGACAGCAAUCCGGCUAGCACGCCGAUCUGGCAACGUGACAAUGGACCGCCCGUCGAGCAGAGUGACGACGGAUGGCUGAACUUCACAAAAAUCACCCGUGCCGAGAGCGGCUGGUACAAAUGUUAUACCAGGCACAUGCUCGGCAUAUUCACCAGCAUCGGUUAUUUUCUGAACGUACGCUACGAUCCAGACAUGGAAACGGAAGCGGAAGCGUUGAACGGCGAGGCUACUGAUUCUCGGAAGAUGGAAGUUCAGAUCGGUGGAGCGGUGACUCUGGAAUGCGACGGCGGUUGCUGGGGACACGGUCCUGGAAUGGAUCCAGUCGGUGGUCCCGGUCCGCUGGCUUUGAGUCGAGUCGUUUACCAGGAAGCUGGCGAGUAUCGAUGCGUCGCACCUGACAGGAAAAUGCAAGACACCUGGCGCGCUCAACUACCCUAUCACAUCAAGGUGACCGGUCGACCCAUGGUUCAUCCACCGAGUCAAACAGUCACGGCGAAAGAGGGCGAAUCGCUGGUUAUCGUGGUGGAAUUUUGCGCGGAGCCGAAGUACACCAAGGUGCUCUGGAUGUCCGAGAAAAAUGUGUACGUACCUGGCGCAGAGACCAGAGACGGUGUACAAGCGCUCGCUAUUGAGGACGGUGGCACGGAGUCCUGUUACAGAACGGUGCUGAGCUUCAACGCAAUCCAAUGGUCUCACGCCGGCGAAUGGCUGCUGCUGGUUCGCUCCUCGGAAGGGAUCUCGGACGCUUCCGUUUCGUUGUACGUGACGCGCGCCUCCGGCUACAGUCACGCUCACUUCCGGUCACCGAGCCUCACCUAUCUGUCGAUGUGUCUGGCUUUGGUCAUCCUGCAGGAGCAUCGUCGCUGAGAGACAUCGUCGGGACUAACGUCGAGAGUAUCGCCUGUGAGGAGCCGAAGAAGUGGCUUCGAACUUGAUUUGGAAAAAAAGAAAGAAGGGAGAAAAAUAUAUAUAUAUAUAUGUAUAUGUAUAUGUAUAUGUAUAUCGCGUUAACUUCUCUCCCCGAUUAGACGAUGAGAGAACAAGGGGGGGGAAGAAAGUCAAAGUUCCAUCGGCAUUUCCGGCACGUUCGACGAUUGUAAAUACAAAAGUACUAUUAUAAAUUUCAAACAAAGAGAGGGGCGAGGUGAAGACGAGAAGGGCAGGAAUGCGAAGAAAUCGUUUCGCAUUAGCGUUGUUCUUGACGCGAGGCGAGACUCGAUGACGAUGCAACGAGAGAACCCUGUUUAUUAUGUAUCGAAAAAGGGGUGAGAGCGCGCUUAAACGAGAAAGCCUUUUAUCGACGCUGUCGUUGUCGAUGGACGAUGCAGAGCUUCCGGCGACGACGAUAAUCCGGCCUCGACGUUCCUUAAUCAUGGAUCUCGUUGCUAGAUUCGUUUUCUUUUUUUCACUUGUCUCUUUUCCUUCCUCUUUUCGUUUGUUUGUACUCUCUUUUUCCUGUUCUGGCCUCCUUCUUUUCGGAUCUUCUUGUCGAAGGAUUUUCGAGAUGAUGAACGACUCUAGUUGGAGAUUGACGGAUCGAAAUGGAUUUAUUUUUCUUUUUUCUCUUUCAUUUUAUCCUUGUCAUUAGUAACGAAAAGAAAUUCCCAUUGUGCAGUGUGGAAUGAAAAGAACGGCGCGCAUCUUUUCGUGCGUGUGUUCGAUAUAUAUAUAUCGGAGUCCGCGGCUCGAAUCUGGGACUACGACGUAGCCAAAUGUCUUUCUCUGGCCUUAAAUGGAGAAACGGCGCAGCCGAAAUAUCGGAGAAUACGGUUAUUGCGUAGGGGAGAGCUUUGCGAACCAAAUCGUCGUGAGAUCUCGACUGCGAGUCGCCCGAUUUUCUCGCAGCGAUUUUCUCGAUUAAGCUUAAUGAAACGGAAUAUUCGACGAGGUUACGCGUAACGAGCAGCACGUGUAAAUAUUUGUAUAGUUUAUUUGUAAAGAAACUGAGUGGCAUGCGAAUGUGAGAGGGUAGAGAAGAAACGAAACAAAAGAACAAACGAACGACCGGAAGAGUGCGACGAAGUGGAAGAUGUGUAAAAGACGCGUCGAACAAGAGACCAAUUUUUACAUUCGGGUUCGCAAGAACGUCGACGGCUGAACGUCGAUGUAUACAAUACGAUAAACCGUUCGUUCCAAUUGUGCGUAAUUGUUAGUUAGGGCGUAACGUGAACCAAAGAAACUAACUAUUGCGUCGCGAGGCGCAAGAACGAUGGAAACGAUGGGAUUAACUAACGUGCAUGGCUAAG
Molecule: messenger RNA, 3311 nt
Organism: Frieseomelitta varia
Lineage: Eukaryota; Metazoa; Arthropoda; Insecta; Hymenoptera; Apidae
Gene: tei
Product: B-cell receptor CD22
Exons: 9
Coding region: 1-1932 (643 amino acids)
Biological process (GO): cell-cell adhesion
Cellular component (GO): cell-cell junction
Molecular function (GO): cell adhesion molecule binding
Source: RefSeq, a predicted model, not a curated record